Cottoperca gobio is the source of this 720-nucleotide messenger RNA. RefSeq names its product RNA polymerase I and III subunit D (gene polr1d). Gene Ontology annotation, biological process: transcription by RNA polymerase III; transcription elongation by RNA polymerase I. Gene Ontology annotation, cellular component: RNA polymerase I complex; RNA polymerase III complex. The record is from RefSeq and is a predicted model, not a curated record. The transcript has 5 exons. NCBI's taxonomy places the organism in Eukaryota, Metazoa, Chordata, Actinopteri, Perciformes, Bovichtidae. Bases 117 to 461 code for a protein of 114 amino acids. Gene Ontology annotation, molecular function: DNA binding; protein dimerization activity.
AAACACACACACGUUUUGUGGGACAAAGCCCCAGUGCUACCUCUUGCCUGUCAGACAGUGGUGAGGGCUGGAAGUCAAAGCAAUUUGUAUUGACGUUCAGAGUCGGAAUAUGAAGCAUGGCUGUUGAAGGGGAAAAGAAACCUGUGCUGGAGAUGGUCCAGGCUGAUGGGGCUGAUGAGGGAUGUGUGACAUUUGUUUUCCAUGAUGAAGAUCAUACACUGGGCAACUCCCUCAGAUAUAUGAUCAUGAAGACUGUGGAUGUGGAUUUUUGUGGUUACACCAUCACCCAUCCGUCUGAGAGCAAGAUCAACUUUCGCAUUCAGACACGAGGGGGGAUUCCAGCCACAGAGCCGCUGCGGAGGGGCCUGAAUGAGCUCAGUAGUGUUUCUCAACAUGUUCUCAACACCUUUCAGGCGAGAGUUAAUGAGUUCAAAGAGCGGCAGGAGCAGCCCAUGGAAUGAAGAGCGUCACAUAUGUGUGACUGUGAAGCUGUCAGACACAGUUUUCUACAAACAAACUGUAACAUGAUUUGUUUAUAUAUCUAUAAGGUAUUAUAAACCGUUUCCCUGAAGAUGGGUUGAUCAUGUCACCUUCAAACAGAUGUACAGUUUUCUUUUUUGUGUUAUGUUGGGAUUGAUUUAUGAUGUAUUAUACAUUUGUAUCACUCCUGUGUUCAUGAAUCCUUGGAAUGAUUAGUGGAAUAAAAAGACAUGUAACUUA